Molecule: messenger RNA, 2060 nt
Organism: Pan troglodytes (chimpanzee)
Lineage: Eukaryota; Metazoa; Chordata; Mammalia; Primates; Hominidae
Gene: B3GAT2
Product: beta-1,3-glucuronyltransferase 2
Exons: 3
Coding region: 258-1262 (334 amino acids)
Biological process (GO): carbohydrate metabolic process; chondroitin sulfate proteoglycan biosynthetic process
Cellular component (GO): Golgi membrane
Molecular function (GO): galactosylgalactosylxylosylprotein 3-beta-glucuronosyltransferase activity
Source: RefSeq, a predicted model, not a curated record
CCAGCUCACCCGGAGUCGCGGGCAGCCCCUGCCCGCCCGCCUGCACCCCUUGUCGCUCUAGCUUGCGCGAACCUGCCGCUCCUCCACGCCCAGGUAGUGAGCCCCGCGGCUCCAGGUCUCUGCAGCGCCCUCGGCCCCAUGGACAGCGCACCCAUCACCACUCCCUAAGUGCUGGCGCCGCCGCUGUCCAAGCUGCGCACUGGGGUCCCUCGGCUCGCCCCUCUCUGGGGUGUCCGAGAGGCCGGGGAGCGUGCACCAUGAAGUCCGCGCUGUUCACCCGCUUCUUUAUCCUCCUGCCCUGGAUCCUAAUUGUCAUCAUCAUGCUCGACGUGGACACGCGCAGGCCAGUGCCCCCGCUCACCCCGCGCCCCUACUUCUCUCCCUACGCGGUGGGCCGCGGGGGUGCCCGACUCCCGCUCCGCAGGGGCGGCCCGGCUCACGGGACCCAAAAGCGCAACCAGUCUCGGCCGCAGCCACAGCCGGAGCCGCAGCUGCCUACCAUCUAUGCCAUCACGCCCACCUACAGCCGCCCGGUGCAGAAAGCGGAGCUGACCCGCCUGGCCAACACGUUCCGCCAGGUGGCGCAGCUGCACUGGAUCCUGGUGGAGGACGCGGCGGCGCGCAGCGAGCUGGUGAGCCGCUUCCUGGCGCGGGCCGGGCUGCCCAGCACUCACCUGCACGUGCCCACGCCGCGGCGCUACAAGCGGCCGGGGCUGCCGCGCGCCACUGAGCAGCGCAACGCGGGCCUCGCCUGGCUGCGCCAGAGGCACCAGCACCAGCGCGCGCAGCCCGGCGUGCUCUUCUUCGCUGACGACGACAACACCUAUAGUCUGGAGCUCUUCCAGGAGAUGCGAACCACUCGCAAGGUCUCCGUCUGGCCUGUGGGCCUGGUUGGUGGGCGGCGCUACGAACGUCCGCUGGUGGAAAACGGCAAAGUUGUUGGCUGGUACACCGGCUGGAGAGCAGACAGGCCUUUUGCCAUCGACAUGGCAGGAUUUGCUGUAAGUCUUCAAGUCAUUUUGUCCAAUCCAAAAGCUGUAUUUAAGCGUCGUGGAUCCCAGCCAGGGAUGCAAGAAUCUGACUUUCUCAAACAGAUAACAACAGUCGAAGAACUGGAACCGAAAGCAAAUAACUGCACUAAGGUAUUCAUUACACUUGUGCUGCCCGACCUCGAGUGUCAGCAUGAAGAGUGCGCUACCCAAGCUAUUUCCUUCCCCUUCAGGUUCUCGUGUGGCACACUCGGACAGAGAAGGUUAAUCUAGCCAACGAGCCAAAGUACCACCUGGACACAGUGAAAAUUGAGGUAUAAAUUGAAGCAGCAACUGGUGCAGUUUGUCCAGCCAGUGGAUCCAUAUGGAAGAGGAUGUUUGGAGUUCAGGCUACAGAGCAUUCAGGUACUGUUUGUUUUACUUCAGUACAGCAGCCUUUCUUGUCAUCUGAUGGACAUCUGUUUAAAUGGAGCUUGUCAGUUAACAUAAGCUAAUUGGAUGGUUGGUACAAAAUGUAUGUUUUGUCUUCAUUUGUUCUGCAUGUUUUCUCUACAACAACUAAAUUGGAAGAUUUUUUUGUACAGUGCCGAUACUGCAAGAUACCACUCUGAGUAUAUAGUUUUUCUUUUUCUCCAAUUUGCCCUUAUAAUAAUUGGUAGACUUGAACAGGUUGGUAGACUUGAACAGGUUUUUAAAACAGACAAGUAUUUUGUCAGCUAAACGUUCCUGAUGAUUCCUGACUUUGCAAUACUAAGUAAUUUUUGGAAGGUUAGUGGCAGUAUACAUCAUAGGAAAUAAAAACCCACAAAUGAAAAGGUCUAUGGAGUCAUGUUUAAUAUAGGGAAAUAACAUUUUGUCAAUACUAGGCACCAUAAAAUGUAAACACAAUUACUGUCAUAAACCUGGAUAUACCUUCAAGGAUUGAAGAUUGAAAGUGGCUUUGUUUUAGUUAGUUACCCUGUUUGCAUAUAGUGCAGAAAAAGGUCUUCAUGUUAGCACUAUGUACAUUAAGAAGAGAUCCAAAUUACAAGAGAGGCAGAUAAAAUUUGAAUUCUUUAAGCAUUCAUUAAA